AUCACUUUCAUUUUUUUUUGUGAUGUCCUCUUGACUUUGGGGAGAAGUAUAAUCCUAGAAAAAGAAUUUCUGCUGUUCCAAAAGGAAGCUGUUUUCAUCAAACAGGCUUAAUCAGCUGUACACUGUUUACCAGCCAGCACUACAUGAAGACUUAAUAGAGCUGCUAUCUGGAAAAGACAUCUGGCUGGGAGAGACAAGAUGAGGCUAGAAGACGCCAGAUCGCAGACUGCAGCAGAACGCAGGGCCAGAAGGAUUUUCCCUCUUUGCACCGAGAGAGCCCAGAAACCAAGUAGACAGUUACCUGCUGAGGAGGAGAGAGAGACGUUAUUCAUGGAGGAUCCACCGAGACGUACCUGAGCUACAAGCUGCAGAGUGUGUAGAUUUGCAUCUGGCUCUCUGAAGCAGUUCUGUGGACUCCAAGCUGCAAAAGCCCCUCCUCUGGGACCAGUCCACUCCCUCCUUUACCUGCCCCUCAUCCUCAUUCAAAGGAUAGGAUGGCUGGCUCUGUGCGCCUGUGCUGAGGAGGCGUUUGCGGGCACCAGUAUGGGCGCUGUGCUGGCCGGCAUCCCCACCACCCCCUCCACCACCGAUCUGCCACCACCACGCUGCCCCACUGAAACGGGCGCCCCCCCCAGCCCCGCUGAUGGGCGAAGACACUGACGCCACCCCGACGCUCAACCACCGUGGCUUCCUCCCCGACCACAACUAUGUGACUGAAGGGCUGCUCCUGGCUAUAGCCUGAAGAGCUGCGCCCAUCCUGUCCACCCCUCUCCACCCUGGAGUCCUCCCCCAGGAUGUUGAGCCCCAUCCAGGUCCUGUGCUCCGACAUCACUACCCUUUCUCUGGAGCCCGAGCCGUUUGCCUCUUACACUGAAGCUGAUAUCAUCUCCACUGUUGAGUUCAACCACACAGGAGAGCUCCUGGCCACAGGGGACAAAGGAGGCCGAGUGGUCAUCUUUCAGCGGGAACCUGAGAGCAAGACCGAGCCAUUCUCCCAGGGAGAGUACAAUGUCUACAGCACCUUUCAGAGCCAUGAGCCCGAGUUCGACUACCUUAAGAGUCUGGAGAUCGAGGAGAAGAUCAAUAAGAUCCGAUGGCUGCCUCAGCAGAAUGCUGCUCACUUCCUCCUCUCCACCAAUGAUAAGACCAUUAAGUUGUGGAAGGUGAGUGAAAGAGACAAACGGCCCGAAGGAUACAACCUGAAAGACGAGGAGGGUCGUAUCAAAGAUGUCUCCACCGUCACCUCUCUACAGGUGCCCGUGUUGAAGCCAAUGGACCUCAUGGUGGAGGUGAGUCCGCGGCGAGUCUUCGCAAAUGCUCACACCUACCACGUCAACUCCAUCUCCGUCAACUCUGACUAUGAGACCUACAUGUCAGCUGAUGACCUGAGGAUCAACCUCUGGCAUCUGGACAUCACCGACCGCAGCUUUAACAUCGUGGACAUCAAACCGGCCAACAUGGAGGAUCUGACUGAAGUGAUCACAGCGGCUGAGUUUCACCCCCACCACUGUAACCUGUUUGUCUACAGCAGCAGCAAAGGCACCCUGCGUCUCUGUGACAUGAGGGAAGCAGCGCUGUGCGACAAGCACUCCAAAUUGUUCGAGGAGCCCGAGGACCCCAGCGCCCGCUCCUUCUUCUCUGAGAUCAUCUCCUCUGUGUCAGACGUCAAGUUCAGCCACAGCGGACGCUACCUGCUCACAAGAGACUACCUGACAGCCAAAGUGUGGGACCUGAACAUGGAGAGCAAGCCCCUGGAGACGUACCAGGUUCAUGAUUACCUCCGCAGCAAGCUGUGUUCCCUCUACGAGAAUGACUGUAUCUUUGACAAGUUUGAGUGUGCCUGGAACGGCUCCGACAGUGUGAUCAUGACCGGAGCCUACAACAACUUCUUCCGUAUGUUUGACCGCAACACCAAACGCGACGUGACCCUGGAGGCGUCGAGAGAGAGCAGCAAACCCCGGGCCGUCUUAAAGCCACGGAGGGUUUGCGCUGCAGGGGGAAAGCGCCGGAAGGAUGACAUCAGCGUGGACAGCCUGGACUUCACCAAGAAGAUCCUGCACACGGCCUGGCACCCCAACGAGAACAUCAUCGCCAUCGCUGCCACCAACAACCUGUACAUCUUCCAGGACAAACUCAACUCUGAGAUGCAUUAACGAAAGGAUGUCAGCGUUGAUUCUGACGAGUUUACACCUGAAAACACAACUAUGCCAGAAUGUACACAUUUACAGACACGCACUCACAGGAAUAUGCCUAGCCAAUAUACACACACACACACACACACACACACACGCACACACACACACACACACAUACACUCAUCUAGAGCUACUCUUUCACACACUCCUUCACCUCCUCCCUGCCUCCCAGAACUGAAAGGACCUAGUAAAGGGCUAGAGAGGGAACAGGCUGGAUUACGCAAUGGAUUAUGGAUUGCAAAAUAGUUCCAACAGUGGAUUUCUUGAUUGUCAACCUCUGGAUUUUGCUUGAUGGUGUGUUGAUUGCUACAGCUUAGCUUCUGAGGUGGAUAAACCCCUCAAACCUCAGACUGGAGAGACGUUCACAUGUUUGUCUUUUAUUUUUGUUUGAUUCUUUAGGCUCUUUUGCUUUGUCCACCUCCUCCUCUUCCUCCUCCUCUCCUUUCUGUUUUUGUGUGCUUGAGUAAAGCCUAUUCUUAUCCCUUGCCCACUGUUUUGUGUAACAAAAACCCUUCCUGGUUGUCUACCAGAGGCACUGAUGAUAAAUGGGGCAUUUACAUAACUGGCUGUUUGUUUCAUUUCAGAUCAGCAACCCCAACUUUUCUUCUUUCCUUAACUACUAGUUAAAUGUUAUUAAUGAUGGGUAUUAUGAUGACAAUGGGAAAUUAAAAUGAUAUGUGUGAUGUGAAAAGGAUGAACUCGGAACGCCCCUCCCCUCAGACCAAGUGUACCCAGACGCCUCAGAGCUCCACUGUACCAUGUUCAGUGAGCUGAAACAUCCACAGCCCUGCAGACAGAAGCAGAAUAGAUUAUAACACCCCCAGCCUGAUGUGAAGUAACAUUCAUAUCUGUUCCUCACACUGUGUUUCAGCCAUUAAUGUUUCCUCUGCUGAAACUUCUCUGAUGUGGAUCCUGCCUCUGGUCCGGGCCUGCGUCGUGUGCUACUUUGCUGCAAACACAACUCAAAUUAAGCAAAAAAACAAUUCAAAAAAAUGAACAAAAUAAAUCAACAAUCAAGCAAAAAAAUGCUGCAUGUAAAACCAAUUUAGUCUAGGUGUUUAUAAAUUGACUGACCGACUGACUUGGCUGCCUUCUUAACCAUUUAGACCCAGCUGUACAAAGGCUUCAGGGGCCCUGGGGCCCCGUGCAGCACGAGUUACCAUAGAUGACCGAGCUCUCCUACCUUUGUUUGUGUCUUCGGGCACUGAAGCAUGUUUACCAGUGUUCGGUCCAUACACUCACAUGUACAUUUUGAAUGAAGCCGUCCAAGAAUCAGUUUGUACUCGACUGAAACUGAGUUCACUGAAGAAUGGGGAAUGUUUUCAUUAAUGUUGUUCUCAAAAACAAAAAAAGUAAAAAAAAAUAAAAAUUAAAGGGCCUAAAUGGUGUCUGUAAAUAUUAACUCUGUUUUUGACAUGUUUGAAGUUUAGUUUUUUAAUAUGCACAAACAAACUUGAUCAUCUGUAUCGCUGAUCGCCUCCAAAGCUGCAGCAGAGAGAUGCUUCUUUAAUCUCUUCAGCCUUCCUCACUGAUUACUUUUCUGAUGUGCAGAAGCUUUUAUUUUUAGAGAACAGUUUAUUCUUUUAUUAUCCUUUCUUUGACAUCUGUCAACCACAUCCCGACCAAACUAAUGUUGAGUCACUUAUUUUUGUGUUAAUAUAUGUUGAUGACAACAUUGUCAAAAAGACAGUAAAUAAAUACUGUUAAUAUGUUUUUUUUCUGAAUAAAUAUUUCAACGAA
Messenger RNA from Notolabrus celidotus (New Zealand spotty), 3935 nucleotides. Its product is annotated as serine/threonine-protein phosphatase 2A 55 kDa regulatory subunit B gamma isoform. Bases 795 to 2153 code for a protein of 452 amino acids. The transcript is spliced from 13 exons. Gene Ontology annotation, biological process: peptidyl-serine dephosphorylation. Gene Ontology annotation, molecular function: protein phosphatase regulator activity; protein binding. The record is from RefSeq and is a predicted model, not a curated record. Gene Ontology annotation, cellular component: cytosol; protein phosphatase type 2A complex. NCBI's taxonomy places the organism in Eukaryota, Metazoa, Chordata, Actinopteri, Labriformes, Labridae.